Messenger RNA from Hemibagrus wyckioides, 2252 nucleotides. RefSeq names its product acid phosphatase 7, tartrate resistant (putative) (gene acp7). Lineage: Eukaryota; Metazoa; Chordata; Actinopteri; Siluriformes; Bagridae. The transcript is spliced from 15 exons. Bases 438 to 1751 code for a protein of 437 amino acids. Gene Ontology annotation, molecular function: acid phosphatase activity; metal ion binding. The record is from RefSeq and is a predicted model, not a curated record.
CAAUAGCAAGACAGACAUUUUUACUUCCUCUUAACUUGUAACAAAUGGGAAACCGGUUACAUCCACUUCUUUAUGGAUUGUUUAUAUGUCGAAAUGCUUUCUAGUUACAGAGUCUGUUUAUGGUCUAGCUAGCUCUUUUUUAAUUAUUUUUGUAGAACUGACUAGCUGCUUGCUAGUUAGCAGUAGUAAAAUGAGUAACACUAGUUGGAUGUACAGAGGUUUUGGUGCGAAUUUGAGUGUUUAUUUUAAUCUUUAACAUUUUGGAAAAUGCUGACUAGCGUUAUUUUUGUUUAGCAAAGCUAACUAGCGUGCUAGAUAACAGGGAUAACUCGUUCAGCUGAAUAAACAAAUUCUUUCGAAACAUUCAAGCUCUUGUUUCCUACAAAUGUUUAUUUGAUUCUGGAAAUAAGCAGCUGAAAUAGACUAAAAUAAGAAAGAUGGCUGUACUGCAUUUUUUCUUUUUUUGUGGUCUGCUAUCUCUGGCCACCUGCGUGCCACCUAUCUGGUCCCAGCCUGAGCAGGUGCACAUUUCCUACCCAGGUAUAGAAGGUUCAAUGGUGAUCACGUGGACAACCUUUGACUACACAGAGAGCGUAGUGGAAUACGGACUCUGGGGUGGGGAGCUCUUCAGUUAUACUGCUAAGGGGAACUCCACUUUGUUUAUUGAUGGAGGCCUAGAGAAGCGUAAAAUGUAUGUUCACAAAGUCACAUUACCAGGACUCAGACCUGGGGCUAAAUAUGUCUACCACUGCGGUAGUGAGGAGGGUUGGAGUGAUAUUCUCUUCUUUACUGCUCUGAAUGGUAGCACAAGUUUUAGCCCUAGAUUUGCUCUGUUUGGUGACAUGGGCAAUGAAAACCCUCAGUCACUUGCCAGACUUCAGAAAGAAACACAGGCUGGGAUGUAUGAUGUCAUCCUGCACAUUGGAGACUUUGCAUAUGAUAUGCAUGAGGACAAUGGCAGGAUAGGGGAUGAGUUUAUGAGACAAAUUGAGUCCAUUGCUGCUUAUGUGCCGUAUAUGACCUGUCCUGGUAAUCACGAGUGGGCCUACAAUUUCUCACACUACAAGGGCCGCUUUAGUAUGCCAGGGGAAACUGAGAGCCUGUGGUACAGCUGGAACAUUGGGAAAGCACACAUCAUCUCAUUCUCCACUGAGGUCUACUUCUACCUUGAAUAUGGUUUAGAUCUUCUCUUUAAACAGUAUAAAUGGCUACAGAAUGACCUGAAGGAAGCCAACAAACCAGAAAACAGGGCUGUAAGACCCUGGAUAAUCACUAUGGCACACAGACCCAUGUACUGCUCCAAUGAUGAUCAAGAUGACUGCACCAAGUUUGAAAGCUAUGUACGCCGUGGACGCAAUGACACAAAGCCACCAGCCCCUGGCCUGGAGGAUUUAUUCUUUCAGCAUGGAGUGGAUCUAGAGCUUUGGGCACAUGAACAUACCUACGAGAGACUAUGGCCUGUGUAUAAUUACAAGGUAUUUAAUGGAAGUGUUGAUAAGCCAUACAUGAACCCUAAAGCACCUGUGCAUAUUAUUACUGGCUCAGCUGGGUGUCGAGAAAAACAUGAUGGCUUUAUACCCAAGCCUCGAGAUUGGAGUGCCUUCAGAAGCACUGAUUAUGGCUACACACGAAUGCACCUCAUCAACUCCACACAUAUCUACCUGGAACAGGUCUCUGAUGACCAGUCUGGAAAAAUUAUAGACAGCUUCACACUGAUAAAGGAAGUUCAUGGGCCUGAGGCUUGGCUGUGAAGACUCCAUUGACUCUAUGAAAGAAGUAUCACAGCCUGGUUUAAGAGCACCUGCAGGACAGGCAAGCUCUCCAUAGGAUGGUGUGAUCAGCCAAGCAUACCAUCUGCACUGACCUCCCUGACCUGCAGUCAAUCUCCAGCAAGCAAUGCUAGACCACAAUGAAGGACCUCAUUGAUCUGAACAAUGAACUUCUCUCUGUUGCAGUCAGGGAAUUGCUUUUUCUCCCUGAAGGCAAAAACAGAGAGAAUGAGGAGUAGCUUCUUCCCACAGGCCAUUCAGGGUCUCUACUUGGACAAUAAAUUGGACCAGAGGUUGGACCUUUCUGGACUUUUCUACACAAACUGAAUGCCUGCACUUUAUUCAAAAUAGUUGUUCUGCCACCCAUCAAUAUUUAUAUAUAGUAAAUAAUUUUCUAUAUAUUAUGAUUGCAUAGAUCAUUUUUAUUGUAACUUGAAUAUUUUUUAUUCCUUCAUUUUAUUUCACUACAUAUCUUAUUGUGUA